GGAUAACGAUUAACGAGCGGCUUCUUCAAAAACACACAAACGCAGACACACUACUCUUUGUCUCUGUUUUGUGUGUGUGCGAGAAAUGGCGAUGGCAAUGGCGCUUCGCAGGCUUUCAUCUUCAAUUGAUAAGCCUCUUCGCCCUCUCUUCAAUGCGGGUUCCCUCUACUACAAGUCGUCUUUGCCUGAUGAAGCUGUUUACGACAAGGAGCGACCCGGAGUUACAUGGCCGAAGCAGUUGAAUGCUUCACUUGAGGUCGUUGAUCCUGAGAUUGCUGAUAUUAUUGAGCUUGAGAAAGCUAGGCAAUGGAAGGGGCUGGAACUGAUACCGUCAGAGAAUUUCACUUCUGUGUCUGUGAUGCAAGCAGUUGGAUCUGUGAUGACCAACAAAUACAGUGAGGGGUACCCUGGUGCAAGAUAUUAUGGUGGAAAUGAGUAUAUUGACAUGGCUGAAACACUAUGCCAAAAGCGUGCCCUGGAAGCGUUUAGAUUGGAUCCCGCUAAAUGGGGAGUGAACGUGCAGCCUCUGUCAGGGUCUCCUGCAAAUUUCCAUGUCUACACUGCAUUGCUUAAACCUCAUGAAAGAAUCAUGGCACUUGAUCUUCCUCAUGGUGGCCAUCUUUCUCAUGGAUAUCAGACUGAUACCAAAAAGAUAUCUGCUGUCUCAAUAUUUUUUGAGACAAUGCCAUAUAGAUUGAACGAAAGUACGGGAUACAUUGACUAUGACCAGAUGGAGAAAUCAGCAACACUCUUCAGGCCAAAAUUAAUUGUUGCUGGAGCUAGCGCUUAUGCACGUCUGUAUGAUUAUGAACGUGUACGCAAGGUUUGUGAUAAACAGAAAGCUAUAUUAUUGGCAGAUAUGGCACACAUCAGUGGAUUGGUUGCAGCUGGUGUCAUCCCAUCACCUUUUGAUUAUGCAGAUGUAGUUACUACCACCACUCACAAGUCACUUCGGGGACCACGUGGAGCUAUGAUAUUCUACAGAAAAGGCGUUAAAGAAAUUAACAAACAAGGAAAAGAGCUAUUGUAUGACUAUGAGGACAAAAUCAACCAAGCUGUUUUCCCUGGACUGCAAGGGGGCCCUCACAACCACACUAUUACUGGUUUAGCUGUUGCAUUGAAGCAGGCCACAACUCCCGAAUAUAGAGCAUAUCAGGAACAAGUUCUCAGCAACAGUUUUAAAUUUGCACAGGCUCUAAGUGAGAGGGGCUAUGAGCUGGUUUCUGGGGGAACUGAGAAUCACCUGGUUUUGGUGAAUCUGAAGAAUAAGGGUAUUGAUGGCUCCAGAGUUGAGAAGGUGUUGGAAGCAGUUCAUAUUGCAGCUAAUAAAAACACUGUUCCUGGAGAUGUGUCUGCCAUGGUUCCUGGUGGCAUCAGGAUGGGAACCCCUGCUCUUACUUCUAGAGGAUUUGUUGAGGAGGAUUUUGUUAAGGUAGCAGAGUUCUUUGAUGCAGCAGUGAAGUUGGCUGUGAAGAUUAAGGGACAGAGCAAAGGAACAAAGCUGAAGGACUUCUUGGCCACAAUUCAAUCAUCUUCUACCUUUCAAUCGGAGAUAGCAAAGCUCCGCCAUGAUGUUGAGGACUAUGCAAAACAAUUUCCAACCAUUGGUUUUGAGAAAGCUACCAUGAAGUACAAGAAUUGAGAAAAGAAAUUUUUCCAUUAGGUCAUCCCGUGGUCUUACUGGCAAGCAAUUCAACAAGAUCAGUGUUCCUGAUUCAUGGUAGAGGAUGAUAACAUAUUUAAAAAGAAAUGUCAAAAGCCUUUAUAUGUUGAUGAAUCCAGAAAAUCUUGGUCGUUAUGUUGAAAUGUAUAGAUGCAUAUGUAAUAAAGGCUUCAAAUACCAAAUUUCUUAAACAGAUGAUUGUUGAACCUAUCCCCUAUAAUGGGGUUACAAUCAAUCAUUAGUGGUUGUAUCUGCUAUAAAUUCAACUAGACUCCUCCACUGCAUAGAAUCCCGCAGGAUUCUGAUAUGAAUUAUUUUACCUUGAUGA
Molecule: messenger RNA, 1991 nt
Organism: Glycine soja
Lineage: Eukaryota; Viridiplantae; Streptophyta; Magnoliopsida; Fabales; Fabaceae
Product: serine hydroxymethyltransferase, mitochondrial
Exons: 16
Coding region: 86-1642 (518 amino acids)
Biological process (GO): folic acid metabolic process; tetrahydrofolate interconversion; L-serine catabolic process
Cellular component (GO): cytoplasm
Molecular function (GO): serine binding; cobalt ion binding; glycine hydroxymethyltransferase activity
Source: RefSeq, a predicted model, not a curated record